Messenger RNA from Acanthopagrus latus (yellowfin seabream), 4270 nucleotides. RefSeq names its product homeobox B9a (gene hoxb9a). Gene Ontology annotation, cellular component: nucleus. Gene Ontology annotation, biological process: DNA-templated transcription; embryonic skeletal system morphogenesis; regulation of transcription by RNA polymerase II. The record is from RefSeq and is a predicted model, not a curated record. Gene Ontology annotation, molecular function: DNA-binding transcription factor activity, RNA polymerase II-specific; RNA polymerase II cis-regulatory region sequence-specific DNA binding. The transcript is spliced from 2 exons. NCBI's taxonomy places the organism in Eukaryota, Metazoa, Chordata, Actinopteri, Spariformes, Sparidae. Bases 80 to 928 code for a protein of 282 amino acids.
AAAGAGAAAAAUCUCGUAAUGUCUCUCUUCUUGUUCUGCAUUUAGUGAACUCGCGGCGUUUCGCAGAUAAUGUCCGAGAAUGUCCAUUUCUGGGACUUUGAGCAACUAUUACGUGGACUCCAUCAUAAGUCACGAGAGCGAUGAACUCCCAACCCCGGCUCGCUUUCCCAGCGUUCAGUAUUCUGGCUCGAGCUCCGCUGCGGCCGCGGGGGGAAGGCAACCAGGCGGCGCGGUGCACGCGGAGCAUCCCCAUCCCGAGUCGUACCCAUCCUGCAGCUUCCAGCCGAAGCCCCCGGUCUUCUCAUCGUCCUGGAGCCCGUUCAGCCCGCACCACGGGGCCAGUGGUCUUCCUACCGUCUACCACCCAUACAUUCCUGCCCAGCACGUGCCCGCCGCGGACACACGGUACCUCCGCUCAUGGCUGGACUGCGCGCCGCGCGGCUCCGAGUCUGUCCCGGGGCAGGGCCAGACGGGGCAGGUCAAGCUGGAGCCGCAGCUCGGCCAUCUCGGCGCGGAGAUCCCACCCAAAAUCGGCGGACAGCACCAGCACGACACCACCACUUACAUCUUGGAGUCGACUUCCACGGCGGCACGCGAGCUAAGCCACCAUCCGGCGGCCAUCCCGGGAGCAGGGUUCGAGGAAAAUAAGGACAUUUGUGAAGGGAGCGAGGACAAAGACGGCCUGGAUCAAAAUGACCCCUCGGCCAACUGGCUGCACGCACGCUCCUCCAGGAAGAAGCGGUGCCCGUACACGAAAUACCAGACGCUCGAGCUGGAGAAGGAGUUCCUCUUCAACAUGUACCUCACGCGGGACCGGCGGCAUGAGGUAGCGCGGGCGCUCAACCUGACGGAGCGGCAGGUGAAGAUCUGGUUCCAGAACCGGAGGAUGAAAAUGAAGAAACAGAGCAAGGACCAACCCAAGGACUAGCGGGACUCUCACUCGCGCGCACUCACACAUUCAGACACGCACAUGCACGCACGCACGCACGCACGCUCACACCUUUUACCCAACAUCAAUAAACUCCCCUCUUUCUUACACCUGGAACACAAAAAUGGCCUUCCAAAAAAAGAACUAUAAACACACACAUACACACACACACACACACACACACACGCACGCACACUCCUGCUGUUUGCAUUUUUUUUUUGUAUUUUUUUUUUUUAACCUUUAGGCGCUACCACGUGAGCUUCAGUCCAAUCUUACCAAUCUAUACAACUGAUCAAUGCUGUAUUGAUCGCUGCCAGACGCUCAGGACGCCUCCACGUUAACACUGAAGUCUUAAGAAGGUCGGAGGAGCUCCGUCUGACGCUGCAAGACUUGGUGAUCGUCUGAGUUUUGUGGUCAUGGGCAGAGCCUCACAGACCAACAACAGUUCCUCCCGGACCUGCUCUCCUUUAAAUGGGUCGGACUCUAUAAAUCUGCAGAUCGGACUGUUUGUUUGAUGAACUGGUGGUUUGUAUUCCUACCCCGUAUUUCUUGUUUUACAUGCAGCUGGUAUCUAUCUUAUCUAGGCGUUGAUAUUAGGCUGCAGGAAAGAGGAGGAAAACAAGGCAGCAAACCGCCAUUUGUGCUAGAAAGACUGGUGGGUGGGGGUGCAGACAGAGAGAAAGAGAGAGAGAGAGAGGUUUCUUUUCUUUUCUCUCAAGCACUACUCUUCAUUUUAUUAGUUAUUUAUUGUUCCGACGCUGACAACGGAGGCGCGCCGAGGUGCUGAAACCGGGGAUGCACACACACACACAUACACACACACACACACACACACACACACACACACACACACACACACACACACACACACACACACACACACACACACACACACACACACACACAGUGGCGUGGUGUGUUUAUUCUCCCGUUUUCGUGAUUCUCUCAUUGCCGGCGGAAUUUGAUUAGAAAGCGACCGAUGGUCCGCGUUGAUACAAGAAGCAAGCCGCCGUUUGUUUCCCGGUUGUCGGCCUAAGUAAUGAGCAGAUACCGGAGGCGGGGGGGUGGGGGGGUGGAAAGUGAUGGGGUGGCGGAGGUGUUAACCCGACUCAGCAACCGGGGAUCCGAUUAGGGUGCUGUCGAUAUCGUGAAUCCUCCGCCCUUCAGCCACCUCUCCGGAUGCUUUAUGCGCUGCGGCUGCGGCAGCAGCGGCUCAUCCGCGGCCUUGAUCGGCUCGAUAGUCAUCCCCUCCGCGUCACAUCGGCCUGGAGUUAGCAGGGUUUAUCUGAGAGGAGAAACAGCACAAAACACCAGACAACACACAACAGAUACAGGCAACGAGCAAGACCCAGUCUUAUCCGGGUGAUCACUUGGCUUUAACUUAGACGACAGAAUACUCCACAUAGCUUCUCCUGCUUCCUCUCGAAUUGUGACCCCGCCAGCCUUCGCAUCACACUAUCGAGCAGCGUUAAAGAACAGCUGACCCAAACGCUUAUUUAGACCGGUUUAUGUCUGCUUAUUCGUCUAGGAAACCAUCUAUUUGCAGUGCGCACAAAGCCGACACCGCUGCGUGCGCGCCACGCACAUCCCAACACCUCUGUCCUCCACGGCCCUCCAAUCUUUAUUUAACGUGGUUCUUGCCUUGCGUUUAAACAAAGAAUCAUUUCUAUUUUUAUACAUGCUGUAUGUUGUUUAUCUGCUAUGCAAGGCGGGUUUCUCUCUCGUUUCAGUCGAGCAGCCUACGGAACACAUGUACGCAAAGGCGGUUUCUCAACACAAACUGGGAUUGAGCAAAGAUCGGAGCACCCCCGACAUGUUUACUGACAAUUUGUACAUUUGUUUUCAGGCUCGAGUUUUCCUGGAAAUGCAAUUCCUAGAGGUUCUAUUACGCGUUUAUAUCAAUAACAUAACACUUUCGAUGUACUCCCGCGCGAAAUGCUUUAGCAAUAGUGUCCACGUUUACUAGCUCGGAGUGUUGGAGUUAUGCAGAGUUUUAUUGAUCGGAGUGUUAGAAUAUGAAGAGGCCAUGUUGGAAGGCAGGCCUGCUACUAUGGCGUUAUUUGAAGUGUUGGGGUAGUUAGAUGGCGCCCGAUGGCAGUUUUAUGGACGGAUCAUAAACAACGCGCAGGCUUUACAACGUUUACAACAUCUCGUGUGUGUGUGUGCGUGUGUGUGUGUGUGUGUGUGUGUGUGUGUGUGUGUGUGCGUGCGUGCGCGCGUGUUUGGAUGUUGCAGCUCGCAGGCCACAAAGGCUGCUUGUAAAAAAGAAUUAGACACAUACACAGUAUAUAUAGUUUACGCACGCUUGCGUGGAGUUCGCCCGCGGUUUAGUUGGUGUUGUUCUCAGUUCUAACGCACACGCGGAAAUAAACUGAACGGGUCCACAAACCAGCCUUUUCUUUUUGCGACGUCCUAACAGAGAGGCUCUCCAAGCAGCAUCCAAGUCCUCUAUUAACGAGUAAAAAUGUUUACAUGGUUUGCGCAUGCCUCGAGUCACUAGUCAUUUUGAAGACGUUCUGUCGUCGUUUAGCUCUUUGUGUGUUGGAUCUGUCCGAGGGGAAUGCUUACUGAACAAUUAAAACAUGACUAAAUAGAAGUUUCUCGAUAGGAAAUAUUUCUAAUUUAUUGUAUAUAAGUGAGUAACCUCGUCUUUCUUAUUGGAAUGAGUUCAAUAUGCUGAAUAUUGUUUUGUCUUAUUGGAAUAUGGCAUCUUACUGUAACGUAGAUGAUUUCUCUUUUCUUUUUUUUCUUUUUUCUUUUUUUUUUUUUUUUUGUCUGUCAUGUUCUUUAGCUUCUGUUGUCCAUGUUGUUGUGCCGACUGUCUCAAUGAUCUGUUCUGAUGUCAGUCCGAUGUCUAUGAUUUGUUUAGUGGUGAACAGUAUUGAGUCGGACUCUGCUAGUGUUGGGACAGAGAGGACGAGAAAGGUUUGAUUAAAAUGAACCGAUGCUUCUAUAUUAAUGAUCCUUUCUAUUUGAAUUAUUGACUCUGUUACUCUCCUGCCCUUUCUAUGACUUCCUCCCGCUUCCUGUCCCACUAUAUUUUCUCUCUCUCUCUCUCUUCAGGAGGAACAAAGUUUCUGGAGUGUUUGCUGUUAAUAAAUAUGGGCAAGUCAUUUUAUUUUCCCUCCGCUUUCUUUCUAUUUUUUUUUUCUUUUUUUUUUUUUUAAUGAGACAAAUGUAAGCCAUGUGGCCACAGUAAAGGCUUUAUUAACGAGCAGGCGACCUCAAGUCACUCUGAUCCUCUCCUCCAUGUGAAAUGUUCCGGUCCCUUCUUGUAUGUUUUCCUCUCUUCUAUGUGUCGUGUCUCUUGUUUCUUUGUGCGAUUGCACUGCAGAUGCUGGA